AUGAAAUCGAUUUAUCGUUGGCUAACUGGAACGUGUGAACUGCAACGAAUUUGCAAAAGUUGCAAUGAAACUGGUGAUAGGACUACGGCUGUGGAAAAAUCCCUUGGCACUUCCAAGACUGAGAGUUUAAGAAAGAUUACAACAUCAUUAGGGAUCAAUGUAAACGAUGCUGUUCAACACAUUGCCGUUGUUAAGAAAAUUAAUCAUGAAUCAUCCAUUAAUAGCGAAUUUAUUUGCAGUUUAAGCAAGUGCUUGGUCCAAAUAUGUACUUAUUCGCAAUUAAAAGAUCAUGUCGAAACUAUCAGAAGUACGACUUACGAUUCCAAUAAUAAACAACAUGAAACAAUGUUAAUGAAGCUAUGGGAUUUAUUAUGCCCGGAUAAUCAGCUUGAACAACGAAUUAGUCCGCAAUGGACAGAAAUUGGAUUCCAGGGGUCUAACCCUGAGACUGAUUUCAGGGGAAUGGGGCUGUUAGGCUUAGAACAACUUGUAUAUUUUACUGAGAAUUAUACACAGGUUGCUCGCAAGAUUUUGAGCCAUUCUCACCAUCCUACUUAUGGCUAUUCUAUGGCUAUAGUUGGGAUUCAUUUAACCAAUAUGGCCUAUUCAUUACUAGUCAGUAAUGCUUUAAAGCCUCAUUUUUACUAUUCCAAUGUCUCUGCUACCUUGGAUGAAUUUCACAAAGUCUACUGCUAUUUGAUAGUUGAAUUUGAUUCCUUCUGGAGAUCAGAAAAACCUGAAAAUAUUUUAAUAUUUAAUGAAAUUAAAGAGAAAUUUCGCUUAAAAACACUUCAGAAAUUAAAAACUUUACGAGUUCUAAGAUCAUUUGAAUUAAUGUAA
Trichoplax adhaerens is the source of this 840-nucleotide messenger RNA. RefSeq lists its product as uncharacterized. Bases 1 to 840 code for a protein of 279 amino acids. The transcript is spliced from 8 exons. Gene Ontology annotation, molecular function: GTPase activator activity. Lineage: Eukaryota; Metazoa; Placozoa; Uniplacotomia; Trichoplacea; Trichoplacidae. The record is from RefSeq and is a predicted model, not a curated record.